Molecule: messenger RNA, 740 nt
Organism: Glycine soja
Lineage: Eukaryota; Viridiplantae; Streptophyta; Magnoliopsida; Fabales; Fabaceae
Product: putative lipid-transfer protein DIR1
Exons: 1
Coding region: 108-416 (102 amino acids)
Biological process (GO): systemic acquired resistance
Molecular function (GO): fatty acid binding
Source: RefSeq, a predicted model, not a curated record
UUUACAAAAUCAUAGAUCCACAAAUAGGAAAGACACCCACAAGUCAUCAAACUUCGAUUGAGUUUCAAAGAGAUCAGUGGUAGUGUGGUACAUUGUGUUGAUCAAGGAUGGAACAAAAGAAGUUUGUGGCACUAUUAAUGGUGGUGGUGGUGAUGGCUUCUUCUAUGUGGAAAGGAUCCAAAGGUCUUAGUCUCUGUAACAUGGAUGAAGAUGGAUUGGAGGCUUGCAAGCCCUCAGUGACUCAGCCAAACCCAGUUGAUCCAUCCCCUGAUUGCUGCAAGGCUCUGGAUGGUGCUGACUUGAAGUGCCUUUGCUCUUACAAGAACUCAUCAGAGUUGCCUCUUCUAGGAAUUGAUCUAACUCUUGCUGCUUCACUUCCUGCAAAGUGCAAUCUCACUCCUCCAGAUAAUUGCUAGUUAGCUUCUCUGAGCUAUUUCUGCUUUUUGUUUUUGUGUGUUAUAAUCUUUUUUCUGCAGAUGACCUAUUGAGAAAAAAGAAAAUUAUUGUACUCUAAUUUUUAUCCCUCUUAUUUUUGUGGUACAAUAUAAGUACCUUUAUUUUCUUCUACUUGGUUGUAUACAUUAUUAUAAUAAGUCUAUGUAUUUAAACGUUUGAGACUGAUGGUGUGUUUGAAUUUGUUAGUGUGAGUAGCACUUUUGGUCAAAAAGUGCUCUAAUAAUUGGAAAAUUAAGUAUGACAUCCAAUAUAUUUAAUGAAAGAACCAUGACGUUAGAAGCAAA